AUGUGCUACUAUGGCAACUACUGUGGUGGCCUGGGCUAUGGCUAUGGUGGCCUAGGCUGUGGCUAUGGCUAUGGUGGCUACGGUGGCUAUGGUGGCUAUGGUUAUGGCUGUUGCCGCCCCCUGUGCUGUAGAAGAUACUGGUCCUAUGGCUUCUACUGA
Molecule: messenger RNA, 159 nt
Organism: Chinchilla lanigera (long-tailed chinchilla)
Lineage: Eukaryota; Metazoa; Chordata; Mammalia; Rodentia; Chinchillidae
Product: keratin-associated protein 20-2-like
Exons: 1
Coding region: 1-159 (52 amino acids)
Source: RefSeq, a predicted model, not a curated record